Molecule: messenger RNA, 384 nt
Organism: Suillus plorans
Lineage: Eukaryota; Fungi; Basidiomycota; Agaricomycetes; Boletales; Suillaceae
Exons: 4
Coding region: 1-384 (127 amino acids)
Source: RefSeq, a predicted model, not a curated record
AUGAAGUUUCAGCCCACAAAGCCCCAAUACAUCCUUGAUGAGACGGAACUCAAGCGCGCGAAUAAUACUAUUAAGAGUAUGAGCAAGGGCGUGGAAGGUGCCGAGGCGGACGAUGCUGAUGAAGGUGCAUGGGCCAAGUUAUGCGUCUGCAAAAGGUAUAAUUUAGAUGCAUAUGGCGAUACCAAUGUAAAAGAAGACGAACUUGAGAUCCUCCCAACAGAUUACCUCCUAGUCACUGCAAAGACGACGUCUUCUAUAAGGCUGGCAUUCCCACACCCCUCGACUGCUAUGUGCACAGAACCACCAAGGGCAGCCCUGCUUUUCCCGAUCCUCUCCUGCGGGUUCGGUGAACAAUCGCGUGACAGAAUGGUCAUCUUCAUAUAA